Paraglomus occultum is the source of this 456-nucleotide messenger RNA. Lineage: Eukaryota; Fungi; Glomeromycota; Glomeromycetes; Paraglomerales; Paraglomeraceae. The record is from the annotation of a GenBank genome assembly.
AUGGAAAAACUUUAUUUAUUGGUGUCAUUGAUAAUUGCAUUCCUCGUCUUGAGUGCUGCACGUAGUGACGGUGCAAUACCCGCGAAAUCGUAUCCAACAUCAGAUAUUACGCCGGACAGUACAACUUCGACCGGCAGCGGUGGUCUGAGUCUUGCUUCGUCUCUGUAUAUUGACAAGUCAACCAUUACGUGUUGUUUGUUGGGUCUUGAAAAUUUCUACGUAUGCUGUAUAUUUAGGGUACGGGCUAUUGCAAAAACAAUGGUCGAUGUUGUCAAUUUGGAACCAGUUGCUGUUCAACCUACUGCUGCCCUUAUGGAAGGAACGCUGUUUGUCAUCGACACUUAUGCUGUCCCAGUUAUGCACCGGUACUUUGUGGGAACAAGUGCUAUCGUGCGGGUAAAAGAUGUUGAUCGGACUUUGGCUAUUGCGAAGCGGUAUUUGUUUUGUGCUCCCAAG